AUGGAUGUGGAGUCCUGUCUAAAAGCCUUUGAGAGCAGCUUCACCUCCUACGCCGGAGACGACCCGCUGGACGUCUGGAUUAGGUUCGUGGAGUACUUGGAUCAGAGUUUACCUCCCGGCGGCGACGGAAUGUCGACGGUGCUGGAGAGACUGGUUCAGAACUUUCUGGGGGCGGAGCGAUAUGCCAACGACGUUCGUUUUGUCCGCCUCUGCAUCAUAUGCGCCACUUACUAUUCGGAGCCCGAGGCCUUGCUCCAGUACGUGUUUAGCAAAGGCGUGGGCACCAGGACGGCGGCUCUCUACGUAUCCUGGGCGCAACACUUGGAGCGCAAAGCCAUGAGGGAGGAAGCCGAUGCAGUUUACCUCAAAGCCAUGGAGAACCGAGCAGAGCCUGUCCAAAACCUCAUGCAGGAGUACAGGCAGUUUCAGGCCAGAAACGGAAGCCGAGAGAUGCCGUCGGGAGGUGGAAUGGGCAGGCAGCCCGGCGAGUGCGACCCACGACCGGCAGGCGCGCCCGCCAUUCCCUCGCAGAUCGCGGCGGAACUUCCGGCCAAUGGCGUCUUUUACGUCAGCACAAUUUCACGCUCCGAAGUGCGGCCUGUGCCCCGUGACGAGCCCGAGCGCGAAUUGAUAUCCAUGUACUCCAAGCACGAGCUGCAGUGCUCGGAAAGCGAGCUCUGCUUUGAAGAAGUGCGCGCCAGGAUGUACUUUUUGAAGAGGAAAGAGAAGCGGGAGGCCGAGGAACGGCUCCAACUGGAGCGCGCGGUAAGGGAGGACAGGGAGGCAGUGGCCAGGCUGCGCCGCCAACUGGACCUCAUGGACAGGACGCUGCAGAUGUCGAUUCCUAUGGGACAGCCCGUUGGCUGCGACGCCUUCAUGCAAGAAGAAGAGCAAGCGGACGACCCGGAUGCGUCACGGGGAAGCGUGCCGGACAAUUCUCGGGAUUCGAUGAGCUGCGCGCACGUCACGCCGUCGCGCGUACCGCCUUCGCCCACCGUCAACACACGCGAAGCGCUAGAUGUGAUCAUGGGAAUGUUCCAAGCGCCCACCCUGAGUGGGGACGCCUUCGGAGACAGGUCGGCACUCUUUGUACCUGGAGAGCCGCCGGACCGUGAUGACCACAGCGCCCCGCCUGCCAGCUUCGCCUCCACGGAGCCGUUUACCAUUUACCAGGAUGAUGUCAGCGUCACUAAUUCCCGCACGAGCAGAGCGGCAGAAGCAGGAGCCCUGUCGGCGCGGUGCGACGGCCGGCUGGCGGCGUGUCCCGAAGACACGGCCGACUUUGCCACGGCGGCGCACUGCGUGUCCACGCCCUUUGCGCAAAGAACCGCUUACCACGUCGCAGCGAGCGGGACGUGCGUAGACGGGGACGAAAACACCUUCGUCAGACGUUUGCAGAAGCUCAGUCCCAUCUUGGAGCAGAGCCCGCCCGAUGAAAAGCUUCCCGCCUGCGGGGCGGCGCAAGAGUCCGUCACCGCCCCGCAACCGGCCGCCUUGUCCUUCGGGGAACGGACGCAGGGAGCCACCACCGCCGAAGAGCCUUUCGCCAUCCUGGAGGACACCCCGCGGGAACCCGUUCUGGCCGACCCUUGGAACGACGAGCUCAUCUCCCGCUUCCUGUCCGAGAUGAGCCCGCCCCUCAGCUCGCACCCGCAAUACAUCAGCUGGCGGUGCUGCCUCCCCAACAUCGCCCCUAAGAUGACAGUCAGCAUGGGAAACGCAUCUUUGCGAGUGGACCGCAUUCUUGGCCAGGGGGCUUUCGCCACAGUCUACCAGGCUAGCGACCCCACCGGCUCCGACAAGUUGGUGCUCAAGGUGCAGAAGCCGGCCAAUCCGUGGGAGUUUUACAUCAAUGCGCAGCUGGACCGUCGCCUGGGACCGCACGUCCGUCACCUGUUUGGCCGCGUCCACUCUGCUCACGUCUUCACCGACGGCAGCGUCCUGCUGGCCGAGCUGCACGGCUACGGCACCCUGCUGAACACGGUCAACCUUUACAAAAAUCUGGGCGACAAAGUCAUGCCUCAGCCUCUGGUCAUGUACUUCACCGUCUGUAUCCUGCGAAUGCUGGAAGAACUUCACGCCGCGCGCGUAAUCCACGCCGACAUCAAGCCGGACAACUUUAUGUUGGGACAGAGGUUCGCCGAGAACGACGACUUAGAUCCAGAGAACUUGGAACACGGCCUGGUCCUGGUGGACUUCGGCCAAAGCCUCGACAUGACUCUUUUCCCGGAAGGCGCGGCCUUCACCGCCAAGUGCUUGACGUCCGGCUUCCAGUGCCCCCAGAUGCUCAGCGGGAAGCCCUGGAACUACCAGACGGAUAUGUUUGGCGUAGCGGCGACAGCUCACGUCCUGCUCUUCGGAAUGUACAUGCAGCUGGCGGAGGAGGACGGAAUGUGGAUGCCCCGCGCCAGCUUUCGAAGGAACCCUCACGCCGACACGUGGCGGCACUUUUUCCGGACCUUGCUGAACGUGGACGCCUGCCACCCGGCGCCUGAGAUGCUGGCCGACCUGCGCCGUCGUCUGACCGACGUCUUGCGGCGGGACUACUCCGGAAAGAUGGCCUCACUCAAGAGCCGCCUACUGGUCCUCCUGUUGGAGAGCUCCAAGGCAGGCCGACGGUGA
Messenger RNA from Nerophis lumbriciformis (worm pipefish), 2622 nucleotides. Lineage: Eukaryota; Metazoa; Chordata; Actinopteri; Syngnathiformes; Syngnathidae. The record is from RefSeq and is a predicted model, not a curated record.